CGAAUAUUUACUAAACAUGCAAUAGAAUUUAGAAAUUUAUUAAAUUCAGUUGGUUUCUUCAAUUAAAUCUUCUAAGCACAUACUUGAACAUGAUCUCAACUUAGAUCCAAGAUGGAAGCCAGAACAGCCGUAGUUUGGGUGGAUAACUACAGUGGGUCGAUAUAUCCAGUAGAUUUUGAGUCUGAACCAACACCAGCUUGUCAGAAAAAUAAAACACCGCAGAUGAAAAGCCUGGUGGAUACUUGUUGUAAUUAUAUCGUUCGUGAUUCAUCAAUGACGCUCGAAGCGAUAGAAACCGUGCCGAAAGAUUUGUGUAUUCCGUUGAUGAAAGAGGCGUUAUUGACCAAUAAGGACAGAGCUAUGGAAGUUUUACUGACUCAUUGGCCAAUGGAAAGCUUUUCGUUAAAAUCCCUGGCCCCUAAUUUAUUCACCUCCCUGAUGUUACUUUAUAAUGAUAGCUAUUUAUCAGAAGUCGUACGUCAGGGCAUGAGAUACACCACAACUCUCGUUCAUAGAUUUAUUCAGGGGUUGAAGAAAGGUCAUCCGAAUAAAUUAAAAUAUUUGGAUCUAACUGGUUACCCUACAGCUGAAGUUGUGUUAUUUUAUCUCUCAACUCACUGUCUAUUGGCUCAUAAUGAAACACGACGGAAGAGUCUAGUAGAGAAGUUUAACGAGGCUGCCUCCAUCGCGUACGAUGUCGUGGAUGAUAGAAAUGUUCUAGAACCAGUUGACAGUUCUUUUCCUGAUAAUUGCAAAUUAAUAGUAAAGCUGGAUGCGUUCGUCACAUCAGAAUCAACGUUUGCCGAAUUAUGUAAAGCGUUAAAAGUGUCCACGUUCCCAGCCAGUAAAGUCCAGCUAUGUAUACAGAGAUUGGGGGCCAUACAGCUAGGAGCACCUGCUAUUAAUCUUAUAUUGAGACAAAUGAACACCAAGUAUGUAACAGCUCUUCAACUUCAUUAUAAUUCCUUAACUUGUGACGACUUCGUUACGUUGAUUCCAUCCUUAAAAAACUUGUCCAACCUCACGUCGAUAGACUUAGCUUGUAAUAAUAUGAACUUCUCUACUAAUGUAACAUCAAGUAUGCAUAUAGCCGAAUGUCUGGGUUCGUUACCCAAAUUAGUCCGUUUGGAUCUUAGCAAUAAUCGCGUAAAAUGUUUGUUAAGACAGUUGCUAUGUCAGGUGACUCAACCAUUACAGUAUUUACGUCUGGCAUCCUGCGCUCUGCGUCUUAACGACGUGACCUAUUUAAGUCUAUCCCAUCAUGCACAUGGACUACAGGAAUUAUGUCUCGGUUCCAACGGAUUAAACGGAAUGACGGAUGAACUGCGGAAGUUAUUCAAAGCUGUGAAAUCAACUUUAAAGAUUUUGGACAUCGAAGAUUGUUCAAUGUUGGAUCAAGAUUUAUUUUUGGUGCAGUCAUACAUAGCAGACAUUGAUAAACUUUUAUUUGUGAAUUUAGCCGAGAAUAUUCUUUCCGUUGAUGCGUUGAAAUCGUUUGUGGAAGUGAUCGCUAAGAACAUAUCAGUCCAGUGUGUACGUUUGUCCUACCCUCGUGAAUGUUACCUAGAAACAAGAUUUAAUGACGAUAGUUUGAAAGUGUUGCUAGUGAACGAUUUACAGAAUAUCGUAAAUAAAUCAUGUAAAACUCAUCCUCGGACCAAACCCAUACAAAUUAUUCUGGUGGAAUCGUCUGACGUGGAGAUGAUGGAUUUGGAAUUCUAAUUAAUUCAUCUUGAUCGUGGUGUGAAGAGGGUUAACAGUUAAUACCCUACCCAUUCCUCUUUCAGCUUAUCAUUGUUAAGAUAUCGAAAUUGGAGCAAAUAAAUGAUAUUUGGAGAUAACAGGACUCUGACCUUUUGAGUUUUCUUCUGAAUAUAAUUAUCACUUCUAUUCUAUGUGGUUUGAAGUUUCAAGAUUGAAACCAUGCAGCACUUUUGUUUUAUUCAGAGUUUUUCUUUUCAUUUCUCAUUCAUAGAACAAAAGAAAUGGAGAUUUGAUUGACAGUUUCUGCAUCAGUUUGAAAUUAAAAACAUCUAAUCAUGAAGUGACAUUUUUCAGCGAGCUUUCCCGAACAUCCCUGACACAAAUUAAUUCGCUGGACCUUGCUUCUGCAAAAAAAUCUUUGGAUAAAAAGUUCCUGAAAUUUCACACUGAUAGAUAACUCACUCCCAAUGAAUGAAGAUUGUUACAUAUUUCUUUGUGUGAAUAUAAUUUUCACACCCAUCUAUGUGGUUGAGGUUUCAAGAUCGAAGCCAUGCAAUACUUGUUUCUUUUGAUUUCUUUCCAUUCCUUAUUAAAUUUUUAAAAACAAAAUUGAAUUUUUUAUGUAUUCUUUACUGAUAUUCCAAAAAAAAACAUUAUUUUU
Messenger RNA from Lottia gigantea (owl limpet), 2365 nucleotides. RefSeq lists its product as hypothetical. The coding region runs from base 112 to 1722 and encodes 536 amino acids. The transcript is spliced from 5 exons. The record is from RefSeq and is a predicted model, not a curated record. Gene Ontology annotation, cellular component: cytoplasm. NCBI's taxonomy places the organism in Eukaryota, Metazoa, Mollusca, Gastropoda, Lottiidae.